CUGACCAAUCAGAUUCCGCUUUGCUGAGCCUUCAACCAAUAGCGUGCGAGCUUGUGAGAUCGCGACAGAGAGCAACAAGAAGUUUCCAAGAUGGUGCUCGAAAGUACGAUGGUCUGUGUGGACAACAGUGAGUACAUGAGAAAUGGAGACUUCCUGCCGACGAGGCUUCAGGCUCAACAAGAUGCUGUCAACAUCGUGUGUCACUCCAAAACACGCAGUAACCCCGAAAACAACGUGGGCCUCAUAACUAUGGCGAAUAACUGCGAGGUCCUGACCACGCUGACGCCAGACACCGGCCGCAUCCUGUCCAAGCUCCACGCUAUCCAGCCCAGAGGAAAUAUCACCUUCUGCACGGGCAUCAGGGUGGCUCACCUGGCCCUUAAACACAGACAAGGAAAAAACCACAAGAUGAGGAUCAUUGCCUUUGUUGGGAGUCCUGUGGAGGAUAGUGAAAAAGAUCUUGUGAAGAUGGCAAAGCGCUUGAAAAAAGAGAAAGUGAAUGUGGAUAUUAUCAACUUUGGAGAAGAGGAGUUGAAUACAGAAAAGCUGACAGCUUUCAUAAAUACUCUUAAUGGGAAGGAGGGCACAGGCUCCCAUCUGGUCACAGUCCCUCCAGGGCCCAGUCUGGCUGAUGCACUGCUCUCCUCUCCCAUCCUGGCUGGUGAAGGCGGCGCUAUGAUGGGUCUUGGUGCCAGUGACUUUGAGUUUGGUGUGGAUCCCAGUGCUGAUCCAGAGCUGGCACUGGCCCUCCGCGUAUCGAUGGAGGAGCAACGACAGAGGCAGGAGGAAGACGCCCGCAGAGCUGCUGUCGCUUCUGCAGCCGAGGCCGGCGUGCCCACACCCAGCGCAGAUGAGUCAGAGGAGGCCUUGUUGAAGAUGUCAGUAUCUCAGCCUGAGAGCGGUGCAGCGGUGCUUCCUGACUUCAACAGCAUGACUGAGGAGGAGCAGAUCGCCUACGCUAUGCAGAUGUCUCUUGCCGGUGGAGAGUAUGGUGAAAUGGACACAGGAGCCGCCAUGGACACUACAGAAUCAACCAAGGAGGAAGAUGACUAUGAUGUGAUGCAAGACCCAGAGUUUCUCCAGAGCGUCUUGGAGAACCUUCCCGGGGUCGACCCGAACAACGAGGCUAUCCGCAACGCCAUGGGCUCCUUGGCCUCCCAGACAGGAAACAAGCCAGACGGCAAGAAGGACGAAGAGAAGAAGAAAUGAGGGGAAGAAAAGAAACUGGCAGAGACUCCAGAUGUUGACUAGAAAAAAUUGAACAAUUUGCAGACGAAUGCAUUAUUAAUUUUAUGUAUGAAUAGAUGCUUUGUCCUGCAUGACGCCACUGGGACCGACAUUUAAUACUCUCCUAUUUGAAAAGCACCAACAUGCAAGAAAUAAAAAACCUACAGUCUUGA
Paralichthys olivaceus (Japanese flounder) is the source of this 1400-nucleotide messenger RNA. It is a transcript of the gene psmd4a, whose product is annotated as proteasome 26S subunit ubiquitin receptor, non-ATPase 4a. Gene Ontology annotation, cellular component: proteasome regulatory particle, base subcomplex; nucleus; cytosol. Gene Ontology annotation, biological process: proteasome-mediated ubiquitin-dependent protein catabolic process. Lineage: Eukaryota; Metazoa; Chordata; Actinopteri; Pleuronectiformes; Paralichthyidae. The record is from RefSeq and is a predicted model, not a curated record. Gene Ontology annotation, molecular function: polyubiquitin modification-dependent protein binding.